This is a messenger RNA of Exophiala xenobiotica, 1861 nucleotides long. RefSeq lists its product as uncharacterized. NCBI's taxonomy places the organism in Eukaryota, Fungi, Ascomycota, Eurotiomycetes, Chaetothyriales, Herpotrichiellaceae. The record is from RefSeq and is a predicted model, not a curated record. Gene Ontology annotation, cellular component: SAM complex; ERMES complex. Gene Ontology annotation, biological process: mitochondrial outer membrane translocase complex assembly; phospholipid transport; protein insertion into mitochondrial outer membrane. Bases 95 to 1642 code for a protein of 515 amino acids. The transcript has a single exon.
CUUCGGGGUGUCGCAGUUGGUCGUGAACUCUGUGAGGAAGCGGAUGAUGCAUUUCGACUCGAGAUAGCGCCUUGGGCGCUUUCCACUCAGCGACAUGAUCGAUUUCAUGGACUACAUCGUCCACGCUUUCGGUACAGCGACCGAUUGGAACGUGGACAACAGCUACUCAUCUCUGACCGCGACAUCCGACGCUCUACUCUCCUUCCAGACGCCGUCGACGCUAUCCUUGCAUGUGUCAUCGCUGAGCACGCCCAACUUUGCGACCUCUUAUACCCUGUCCACCUUGGGCCAGAUCGAUGGCUCGAUAUCAUACCUCUACUCGACCGUCCCUCUGGCACAUAUACCCUCGCAGACAACGAGUAUACCGUUGAAACAUCUCGUCAGAGGGUACAGGGAUAUCAGACUCCCCACAGGGGUACAAGAGAAGAGACACCUGCUCAGCGAGAAUGAACGUAAACCCACAUUACUCCAUGCUACACUUGCCCUACCUCCACCAUCCGUCCUGACUGGUCUCUACACUCGUCGCAUCAACCCGGACACACUUAUUUCAUUAUCCUUGUAUAGCAAGUCCGCGCCAAGCCCUACCCUCAACUCUGGUCCUCCUCCGGCAUCAGUCCUCGCCCAUGUCCAGCACGACACAGGCCGCUUCUCUGUCGAGGGCCUUGGUUCGACCGACAACGCCCUCCUCGGAGUCCGAGCAUUAUGGAAUUUUGGUCUCUCGCCUCUUGAAUCCGACACCUCCAUCUCUUCUGCCUCUCCGUCUGAAAUUAUUGGCGAUCUAACAGACUUCCCAAACGGCCUCCCGCUCCCACCACAACUCGACGCCUUAUCAACCCACCAGAUUCGCCUAGCGUCCAAACCCUCACUCCUCUCCGCCGGCGCAGAGUUCUACUACAGCCCAUUCUCGCAUGUCAUUGGGUUGUCGACCGGAUUACGCUUCACUACUCUUGCGCCGCUGAUUGUGCCCUCUGAAGAGCCAUCAGUACCACCCCUGCCGCGCCCUGCAUCAAACAAGCCGCUGGCCGGGACAUCGGCGGCCCUAUUAUCCAGUGCAGGUCACAGCCUCCUCACACCUUCCAACGUCUCACACUCUUCCUUCCCAUAUACAAUGACACUCACCCUGACUCCACUAACCGGCUCUAUAUCAUCGACGUACUCGGUCCGUCCGACGCCGAAUCUUGCGUUGUCUUCGCGGUUCGAUUUCAACUUUUACUCCUGGGAGAGCCGGUACGUCGUGGGUGGUGAAUUAUGGCGCAGGCACCGCACAUCUGCCGACGGGGGUGCGACUGAAAGCGGCUCGCCGAGUUCGUGGGCCCGGACGAGAACGAAAGACUGGUUCACGCCUGCCGAACGGUCGCUCAAGGACGAAAGGAUAGCGCGAGAGGAGGAGAAUGUGCUCAAAUUCAGGGUGGACGAUACGUGGAAUGUCCGGGCGCUGUGGACGGGCAGAGUGAAGAGCCUGCUUGUCAGUGCGGGUGUGGGCCUUUGUCCUGUAUCGAGGGGCCAGAACCUUGGGUCUGCACCGGUUACGGUAGCGGGAGGUGUGAUGAGAGCACACGCCGGGGAUGCGGGCCUGGAGGGAGGAGUGAGCGUCAAGAGGUGGACGGGCAGUGUGGGUGUGACUAUUGCUUACUCGACAUGAGUAUGCCGAAGAUUGAGGCGUUCCUGGCUGCUUAUCUGGCUGGAGGGUGGAUUUUCAAUGCAAUGCAUAGCGAGGGAGGUCCCGGUCUGGAAGACAAACGUUAUCGAAAGCAGAAUUUUGUUCUGUACCCGAAUAUACCCAUGCACUGACUACCUAGUACAAUGGUUGAUUAUGACCCAUUUAUCCCAUUGGAGAUGACCAUGUUUACGCUGUCAAGCC